Messenger RNA from Periophthalmus magnuspinnatus, 1379 nucleotides. Its product is annotated as pancreatic secretory granule membrane major glycoprotein GP2-like. Gene Ontology annotation, molecular function: calcium ion binding. The record is from RefSeq and is a predicted model, not a curated record. The transcript is spliced from 9 exons. The coding region runs from base 31 to 1362 and encodes 443 amino acids. Gene Ontology annotation, cellular component: apical plasma membrane; cell surface. NCBI's taxonomy places the organism in Eukaryota, Metazoa, Chordata, Actinopteri, Gobiiformes, Gobiidae. Gene Ontology annotation, biological process: neutrophil migration.
AAACUGUUGAACUUGAAUCCUGCCGCUCAGAUGGAGCUGCUCAGUGUUGUAGCAUCGGAGGAGCCAGAGACCACAGAGUUUCUGUUUUUAACUCAAAAGAAACCCGCUGUGACCAGGAGAGGCCCCUCGGAGAUGCUUCAGGACACACUGCCUCUCCUCCGGUCAUUCGCAGCCAACAAUGUCAGCAUCCAGGAUGGGGUUAUACACUGGACAGGUGCAGAUGAGUGCCUCUCUAACCCCUGUCCUCGGAGCUCAAUCUGUUUGAACACUCUGGGCUCCUUUAGGUGUUUGUGCAGAGAUGGGUACUACGACGUUAGUGCCUUCUCAAGGAAACCGACCCCUGCCUCACCUGCCUGCAACGAUAAAGGCAUGUUCAGUCACUGUCUGGGCCAACGGCUGAUGGGAGGAAUCUCAAAAUUGUACCUCCGUUCUCAACUCAAGGGGGCACUGAAGGUGUCCUUAAACCAGGGCCUGUGUGAAGUAAACGAGACAGAGGAUUUCUACUUCUUUAAGAUUCCACGAGACCACAGCCAGUGUGGGACCAGGAGAUGGGUGAAUACAAGCCACAUCGAGCUGCAGAACCUCCUUACUGUGAGCGGAGGAGGAGGCAGAGGGGCAAAGGUCCGACUGCUUUGGAAGUGUGUGUAUCCACGGCACUAUCUGCGCACGGCUCAGGUCGGACUGGAGCUAGACAGGCCCUUGUCCUUUUCUAUAGUGGUCUAUAAUUCUUCUCUGAAGCUGCCUCUCACCAUGGGUCUGUAUAAGGACCAUUCUUAUGGGUCCAUUUACACAGAUGCAGUGACGCUGAGUCCAGACGACACACUAUACUUUGAGGUUGCACUGCAGACUUCACAUGCCUUCAUCCACAAUCUGCGACUACAGGUGGAGUCCUGCUGGGCCACAGAAAGCCCCGACUCUCAGGACCCGGUGCAAGGGAUGUUUCUACAGGACAGUUGUCCGGUGGAUGACACGUUCUCCUGGCGCUCUAAGAACGGAGCUUACUGGAGCUGCAGAUUCUCUAUCCGGAUGUUCCUCCUGCCUCUGGGUCAGCCUCUGUAUUUCCACUGCAGAGCGGCCGUCUGCGGACCACAAGAGAACUGCUACAAGAACUGCAGUGACCAGAGAAGGAGGAGAUCUGCGUCUCCUUCAUACACACACGACGAGCGAGCUGCGGUGGUGUCAGUGGGACCUCUAGUGGUGACCAAGAGGAGAGCAUCUUUGGACAAAACAUCUCACUGGUCAGAGCACAUGACUGUGAUCACUGUUGUAGCUGGAUCCAUUGGACUUUUGGCUGUAACUCUUUUUUUUGUUUCUGCUAUUAAAGCUGUUAUGAAAUACUAUGAACAAUUUCCACUCAAAUAAAGAACCUUGAACACUGA